Messenger RNA from Didymodactylos carnosus, 618 nucleotides. The record is from the annotation of a GenBank genome assembly. NCBI's taxonomy places the organism in Eukaryota, Metazoa, Rotifera, Eurotatoria, Philodinida, Philodinidae.
AUGGUAGUAACAAGGUCACAACAACACGCACUUGACGAUCAAAAGCGACAACAGUAUUUAGAAGAAGUGAAGCGACUUGGUGAUAUCGAAAUCGAACAACUUACGGAAAUAUUGAUUGUUCGUCGUCCGUUACAAUUUGGAAUGGCAGAAAAGACAUUGGCAUCACGCAUUAGCAAACAGUUGGAUCAAUUGCCAAUAUUUAGUGGCAAAUUGAACGAAAAUGUGACCAAGUGGCUGAAGGAUGUUACGAACGAAUUAAAUUUGGUGAAGUUCGAUGAUAGCCAAAAACUGGGUGUUAUUCAAACAUAUUUGGCUGAUGAUGCAAGAAAAUGGUUCAUUAAUAACAUGAGAACAUUAGAUACAUGGUCCGAAUUUAAUGAAGCAAUUCAGAGAACGUACGCAUCAACGUUUGCAAACGAAGUAGCCAUUAGCCAACUAGGUCAACGUCAUCAAGGCUUCGAUGAGACUGUCAUGCACUAUUACAACGACAUGAUGGAAUUAUUUGAUGUUAUCGACAAUCGAAUGAGCGACUCAUUGAAGGUCAGCUAUCUAAAAAGUGGAUUAAAAUUGUCAUUGAAGAAGGAAGUGUCAAGAAAAAAUCCACAAACACCAUCUUAG